Messenger RNA from Cylindrotheca closterium, 936 nucleotides. Lineage: Eukaryota; Bacillariophyta; Bacillariophyceae; Bacillariales; Bacillariaceae. The record is from the annotation of a GenBank genome assembly.
AUGCUGCCACCGCCAAAGCAAUCCUGGUCUCACUCGACAUGUACCAUCGAUACACUAAAAAAUGCUUUGAGUGACGACAGUAUUACAGCAAUCGAAUCCGAUAUCUUGAUGGGCACUGUUGUAGAGUCUUCCGAUCCGUCAUCACAAUCAUCCACGUCUCAACCCAUCAUGGCACAUCCACCAGAUACCACCAGUGACUUGUCAUUUGAGAAAUUUAUAAAGCUCUCCUUGGAUGAAGGAGGCCAACUGAAGAAGCAUUUGAAACUGGAUAUUAAGGAAGCAGAAUGCAUUGGUCCAAUAUUGACUGCCCUAAAGAAACGUCCAAUUGCCAAGGACAGUCCACGAAUCAUUUAUUUCAAUGCCGACAUUCUACCGGGACCCGCUGUUCGAAGUUCAAAAUGCAUUGAAGCCAACAUGUUUAUUGAAAAGUGCUUGAAAUUCAUUCAACAAGAUGGCAAUCCUCAAAACUAUGCCUUUUCGUUAGGUUGGAAGACGGAUUGUCGGUCCUUCUUUGGGUACACACCGACGGAUGUUGCGGCCAUGCAAGAAUUGAUGGAACAGCACCAGCUCUCGGAAAAGUCGCUAGGAGUCGUUUUGGCAGUCAAUGCGCGGGUUUUGGCCAAACGGGUUGGUUGUUUUGACGAGCUACUGAAGUCAUUUCCUUCUUGUCAACUAUUGAUUUGGACCGGGACAGGAGAACCAGCGAUAUCAUCGUUUCUCCUCCAAUAUCUCAAGGGUCAUUACGAGUCGAUUGGCUAUAGUGGUCGUGUUGGUUUUGACUGUCAGGUCGAAUCGAAUCCGCUAAAAGGGAUCUUCGUAGAUGUUGCUGUCAAAGCAGUGAGUGUUUGGUGGAAUACAAAGAAAACCUUUCAAUUCACACUUGAAGCACUUUAUGGGGCUUCAUCAACAACUCCUAGAAUAAAGAAAAAUGACUGA